Molecule: messenger RNA, 4438 nt
Organism: Oryzias latipes (Japanese medaka)
Lineage: Eukaryota; Metazoa; Chordata; Actinopteri; Beloniformes; Adrianichthyidae
Product: RNA binding protein fox-1 homolog 2
Biological process (GO): regulation of alternative mRNA splicing, via spliceosome; nervous system development
Cellular component (GO): cytoplasm; nucleus
Molecular function (GO): mRNA binding
Source: RefSeq, a predicted model, not a curated record
GCCCGCCUCCCUUCACACCCCGCAUCUCCAAUCAGCGUCUCCUUGGUGAAAUCUGACCGCGGAUCAGCGCAACAGGACUCCCGCCACACUACGGAGUUGUGACUGAGACCAGAGGAAAUCGUGCUCGCCAGGUCGGCUCGCCAAAACUCAUCCACAGACCUCGAACAGGGAACGGACAAGCGGGAGGAAAACGCCUGGAAGGAGCCACGCAGAAGUUUAACGCCAGAACAGCCACACCGGAGAGCGGAAAGAGGAGCGGCUGCGCUGGAGGAGUAGUAUUACGCUCAGCUCAUUUCCAACAUUUUCUAUUCUUGGCAGAGUCUCUGCUCCCACAGCCUCAUUUAAAAGGAGAGCUAGCGGAAUGUAAUGCUAGCAGGCUAGCAUACGUUGGCUAGCUAAUUAGCUCGACAGGCUCGGACGUGGGAUUUUUAUGAAAAAAAAGGUCGUAGUUUGGCGUCGAUUCGACUUUUUAUAUGAACCGCAGGCGUUUGGUUGCUGUUGAGACGGGACCCUGACACCUUCAUGAUGGUGUGCCGCGCAUAGCUAACGCGAACUUACACAAGAAACAGGACAAGGUUCCCGAGUAUUGAUGUUAGUCUGGUCAAUAUUGUCAAAAAGCUGAACGCCGAGGUGUGAAAAGCUCGAGGAAAGGUGAGCAGAACAAAGACGCGAGAGUGUCCGCCGUCCAAUGUUAAUGUCGACCGACGUUGCAUCCCUAAUGCUACCCGUUAACCGGGGAAUAAUGGACCGCGAAAGAGACAUUGAGACAGCAGCCGCGGCGCCUCACGCCAACGCAGCCGGGGGUCCGGCGGCUGUCCGCGGGAUGAAGCGGGGGGACCCCGAGCCUGACGCUCAGACAGCCGCUGCCCUCACCGACCUGGCCGGAGCGGAGUGCAAAAGACCAAGGAUAGACGGCACCGGGAGCGUGGUGGGAGACAUCGGACAGAACAAUGAGCCUUUAAACCCUGGUUUCCAUGGAUACCCACCUCACAGUCAGGGCUCACAGGAUUCGACUGGAGGACAGGAGGCUCUGGUAGCUCCACCCUUUGCAGCCUUCCCUCCUCCACCCCCGCCUCAAAACGGGCUACCAGGAGCGGAGUUUGGCCCGGGGGCCAUGUUUGGAGCUGGGGGCCAAGGUUCAGCAGAGCUAGGGGUUGGUGCUAAUGGAGCCGCUACCACACCCAACAGCAACAAUGCAAAGACAGAGGAGGUGCCCCAAGGUGAGCCGGGUGUACAGUGUGCUGCAGGAGGAGCGGGAGGGUCUGCCGGAGACUCCUCAGAGGCCAAAGGGACCCCAAAACGCCUCCAUGUCUCAAACAUCCCCUUCCGCUUUCGUGAUCCAGACCUGAGGCAGAUGUUUGGGCAAUUUGGGAAGAUUUUGGAUGUAGAGAUUAUAUUCAAUGAGAGGGGUUCAAAGGGCUUUGGCUUUGUGACAUUUGAAAACAGCGCAGAUGCAGAGAAAGCCAGGGAAAAGCUGCAUGGCACCCUGGUAGAAGGACGGAAGAUUGAGGUGAAUAAUGCCACCGCCAGGGUGAUGACUAACAAGAAAAUGGUCAGCCCUUACCCUAACGGAGAGGCUCUCAGCACGCUGCCCUAUGCAGGGUGGAAAUUGAGUCCAAUGGUGGGGGCCGUGUACGGACCGGAGCUUUAUGCAGUUCCAGGUUUUCCAUACCCCUCAGCCGCAGCAGCUGCAGCCACCACAGCAGCAGCAGCAUUUCGCGGCGCCCACCUCCGGGGCCGCGGCCGGCCCGUUUACAGCGCCGUUCGGGCCGCCGUGCCUCAGGCUGCCAUUCCUGCCUACCCUGGACUAGUGUUUCAGGACUCAGUCCUUAGUCCCAGAUUGCCUCAGGGAGGUUACCCUGCUGCUGCUGCCGCCGCCGCUGCCGCCGCCUACCGCUACGCCCAACCUGCUGCCGUAACCGGAGCAACCGCUGCAGCUGCUGCCUACAGUGACAGUUAUGGUCGGGUGUACACCACGGAUCCAUACCACGCCCUGGCUCCAGCCGCCGCUGCGUACGGAGUGGGAGCCAUGGCCAGUUUAUAUCGAGCGGGAUACAGCAGGUUUGCUCCUUACUAGAACCAACAAACUGCACCUGAGGAACCCCCAUCUGCCCCAGCCCCCCUGUGGCAAGAGCUCCCAUCCAUUUCUCUGCUGGCAGACUAUAGUUCCAACUCACCCGUUUAGUUCUUUUCUCCCCCUUUUGUAGCCUGAAGGCUCAUUGCCUCCUCCGUCUGACGUAGAAUCAGUGAGAAACUGCCAGGACAGCCCCCCCGAAAGCUGGAGUCUGCUGUUGCUUUGCACGUCCGGGCAGGACUGGGGAUGUUAUCGAACACUUAAGGACCUGAGGGGCGGAGGACCGCUGCUCCAUCUGCCACACUACAAAGCCCUUUCUCCUCCGAGCCGAUGAACUGGACCCACUGCCCAAUCUGAGCUGUGCAGUUAGCAGCAGGCGACCAGCGUCCUCCACGUUCCUCCCGUUCUGAAUCACACUAUUGUACAACGGUACUUUUAGACACUACAUCGAUAUCAAGCUACAUCCUUCUACCACCAUCCCUGCAGUUCAACGCUAUAGAAUCAAGAAAAAGAAUCCAAAAUCAGGACAAAUAGGAAAAUAUUGUUUACUUUUUCCAAAGCUAGAAUCCUGAACUCUCAGCAAACCACUCGUCUUUCAGCAACUAUUUACUAUAUCCUCCUUGUUUUUGUUGUCACUUUCAAAUGACAACUUUUAUCCCAAGUGUUGGGGGGGGGAAAAACCCUCCGAGAAAAAAAAACCAAACGCAAAAAAAAAAAAAGAAAAGAAAAAAAGCGACAAAGAAAAAAGUGACUCUUCUUUUCUGCAUUACCUCAACUUUCUUUUGUCUUUUCUGCCAUUAAUAAGGAGCUGCAUAGAAAUGAGAAGAGAUGUGGACGUAUUCAGUCUGUUGACUCAUUUCUGCACGUUUUGUUGAUUCUAUCUGCAGCGUUUCUGUCCUCAGAUAGUGAAAUCUGGGUUUUUUCCACUCCUCUUUGAUCUGCCAGAGCGUCUCCUGUACAUUUCUGCAUCCUGAAGCAUCUUCCAUUCCAGCGAAGCGGGGAGACAAAUGAGAUCAUCAUAGUUUAGAUCUGCAGUCAAUGAGAAGAUCUGGACUUAGUGGAUCCCAUCAGGAAAGCUGUGGCUGAUCCAGUGAAAUGAAGUGUGAAAUGAUGGGAUUCUGUCAUCGAUUGUCUAUUUAUAUUCAUUUUUCUACACGGGGGAGUCGUUUCCGUGAUCAUGCUGUCACGGAUGGCUCGCCCUAAAACGGUCAAGGACGUCCCGAAAAGGCGACCGGUCAGCCAUGUUUGUGUUUCAUCGACUUUUUUUGCAGCUGUUUGGUUCCAAAGACUUUUUUUAAAAGAGAAGCACAUCGUUUUAGUCCCGAUACAUUUCCUACUUUUGUGCUGGUUUCUUUUCCUUUUAGUUGUUUGUCUGUGAGUUUUUACAGUGCAGUGUUGUAGCAGCACCCGGAGGGGAAUCACAAGGUGGUCGUUGUCGUUUGAGGUUUUUCCGAUCCGCAUCAGUGGUGGAAGCUGACUCGCUCGAUGCGUUUGCUGCAAAGGAGAUCCGAUCAAAUGGGAGACAUGAGGGACGCGCAGGAGGACGGAGGGGAGGGUGCUCUGCAUCAACAGAGGCCCAGCACGAGGGGCCCUCCAGCGCUGAGCGUGGGGGCUCCGGCGGGGCGGGGCAUGUUGUGAAGCUGAGCCACUAUUCCUGAGCUGACAGUAACGGCGCCCCCGCUGGACUCUGUGGGGAUGGAUCUGUUGUUUGGUGUGACUGCGCAGUAGGUCCAGUGAGUGUUUCCGACGAGCAUUACCUCCUUUUUGUGUUAUUGUGCUUUACGAGUAUUUCCAGAUGUGUGGCUAUGCAUGUUCGUGAAGGCGGGAAGGCGUGUUUUCCAUUUGUGCAUGAACCCAAAUGCUGGAGGGCGAGGAGGAGGUGUUUGUGAUGCUGCAGGAGUGACAGGAAGUGCAGCGAAGCUCCAUGGGUUUGAGACAGUAAAGUUAGUCAGGUUUGGGAUUGUGGGUAAUUUCAGCUGCAAGCCUCUGUGGUCGCCACGGUGAUCACCUUUCAAAUCAGGCGCAAACUUCAGUCAGGUUCCCGUCGACGGCUUCUGAAAAGUGAAGCUGAGCGUGUUUCGGUGAAGGCUCUCCUCAGCUGCUGACAUGGACCCCCCUCCCCCGCCCCGCGCUGUGGGACGUUCUGUACAGAGAUUUAAUAAGUGGGUUUCAAUUGCAUGUGGACACAUUUAUUUCUUUUCUUUUUGGGGUCACAUGCUCUUAAAAACCCAUUCAUCCAAGUGAUUUCUUUUUUUAAAGUGACGUGUUUUCUCACAAUGUUUAAUUUUGCCAUUGUUGUAUGCAUCUAGUUUAUUAUCCUCAUUAUUAUUGAAUGUACAUAAUAAAUAAACGGUUUGGUUUUUA